AGUUCCGGGUUUAUUAUUCACAGACAGCAGUCGUUAUCAUUCUGUAGUUAGUCACAUAUCAUUUCAGAAAACGAUGUCACUUUUAAUGGAUAACCAAUUUGGAGAACUUCCAGUCGACAAAUCAGUGGAUACAAAGUUCUUUCUGGAGUCAGUGGCAUAUCUUCCGCCUUUUUUUGACUGCCUGGGGUCAAAAGUAUUUCUUCCUAUCAAAUCAGACAUCAGUGGCAAUAUAACAAAAAUCAGAAGUGUGUAUGACAAGGACCCUGCCAAGUAUGCAACACUACAGCAGAUAGUGGAGUCAGAGAAGGAGGCAUAUGGCACAGAGUGGCCCAAAGUGGGAGCCACCUUGGCCCUGAUGUGGCUGAAGAGAGGCCUCCGUUUCAUCCAGAUCCUGCUUCAGAGCUUGGCAGAUGGAGAGAAAGAUGAGAACAACCCUAACCUCAUCCGUGUCAACAUCACCAAAGCCUACGACCAGGCCCUAAAGAAAUACCACGGCUGGCUAGUGCAGAAGAUAUUUAAGGCGGCGUUGCUUGCAGCACCCUAUAAGUCAGACUUUAUAAAGGCCCUGUCAAAAGGUCAAGAGGUCAGAGAGGAGGACUGCAUGGCUAGUGUACGCCAGUUCCUCAUCAAUUACACGGCCACAGUGGAUGCAAUCUAUGAGAUGUACACAACACUGAAUGCAGAGCUGGACUAUAGUGUUUGAUGUCCCCCAUACUGGACCACAGCAGCAUCCUGCGUGUUAUUUUCUUUCAGUCUUCUAUUUUUCAUCCUUUCUCUCAGGUUAUGGAACAUUCCAGCUUAUGAGGAUUGAGGACUUUAUUUCAAUGACACUGUUUUUAUUCUUAUCACCAUUUGUAUUAUUAAUUUCAUGUCCCUCCUUUUAAGUCCCUCCCUACUGAAUGUUGACGGUUUGGCUACUGGAUGUUGCUACUGGAUGGAAAGUGGCAUAUUCCGUGUUGAGUCUGUUAUAAAUUCAAGAAAUGUAAAAAUUGCAGGAAUGUUACAGGUCUAGCACAACUCUUGUUAUGUAAGCCUAUUAAGCAGUCUGCUGCAGUUACACAUGAUCCACCAUCAGGUAAGAGACAUUUAGAAGUGAUACCCAGAGAGCUGGUCAGUGUUAUUCUAGUACUGUAUCUCUCUCUGUGGGAGGGAAGAGUGUAUCUGCUGAUGAUACAAGACUCAUGAAAUCCCUACUGUAACUCUACCCUGAAACGUGAGAUAGUACCCUCACUGCCCUGUAGCUAGGGGAAGAGUUAACUACCCCGUGCCUUUAGAGAUUAUAACCAGCAUUAGUGGUUUUAAUGCUUAGUGCUGUCUGCUGUGUGAUGUUUUUUGCGUGGCUUCUGCAUGUUUGUUUGAACAACUGAAUCUUUAGUUGAGUAGGGUUGCACUUCCUUCAUGUCUUUUUGAAAUACAUAUUUUCAAUCC
This is a messenger RNA of Oncorhynchus mykiss (rainbow trout), 1428 nucleotides long. RefSeq names its product glycolipid transfer protein (gene gltp). The record is from RefSeq and is marked provisional. Gene Ontology annotation, molecular function: ceramide 1-phosphate transfer activity; ceramide 1-phosphate binding. Gene Ontology annotation, biological process: intermembrane lipid transfer; ceramide transport. Gene Ontology annotation, cellular component: membrane; cytosol; cytoplasm. NCBI's taxonomy places the organism in Eukaryota, Metazoa, Chordata, Actinopteri, Salmoniformes, Salmonidae.